Molecule: messenger RNA, 1319 nt
Organism: Linepithema humile (Argentine ant)
Lineage: Eukaryota; Metazoa; Arthropoda; Insecta; Hymenoptera; Formicidae
Product: probable rRNA-processing protein EBP2 homolog
Biological process (GO): ribosomal large subunit biogenesis; rRNA processing
Cellular component (GO): nucleolus; preribosome, large subunit precursor; nuclear periphery
Source: RefSeq, a predicted model, not a curated record
AUACAUUAUUUUAUCAGAAAGUAAAAAGAAACAAAAUAUUUUUUCUCAUUUUAUUUAUUAUUGGCAUUUACCUUACGAAUGAAUUUUCGGGACAGCCCGAUGGAUGUCGCCAGAGAAGUGUUUUGAGCUCUAUUCUAUAAAGUGUAGAACUGGUCUAGAACCGUGGAGCAUGGAACGAUCAUCAAUCGUGGAUAUAAACUGUUGAUGUGAUUUUGUCCAGUAAGUUAAACAAAGUUAAAUAAAGAUAUUGAAAAAGACUCAAAAUGUCAAUAUCACAAACAGAUUCAGAAUAUAGUUCAUCCGAUGAAGAGUUGCAAGAAGCUUUCACCAAGGGAUUAUUGAAGCCGGGUCUCAAUGCUGUAGUCGAAACAAAUAAACAACCUAAAAAUUGUGUUAAUCUUAUGAAGCAAAAGUUGAACGAAUUAAAACAGAACUUGCCAUGGAUUGAGAAAUUAGAUAUUGUGAAUGCACCAGCACCAUUAGCACCAGAGUUGGCACUUCAAAUGCAAGAACAAGAAGUAAGACGGGCUAAACAGCUACAAGGAAAUAAGAAGUUACCUCAGUAUGAACCAGCCAAAGAUCCUGUUUUAAAUGACUUUCGCAGGGAAACCAUGUUUCAUCGACAAGCUCAGGGUGCUGUUAUAGAUGGUAUUGCUAAAUUAAAGAAGCUUGGUAUAUCAACAACUAGACCAGAUGAUUAUUUUGCUGAGAUGGCUAAGACUGACAAUCAUAUGCAGAAAGUAAGAGAACAUUUGGUGAAAAAACAAGCAAUAGUGCAAAGAUCAGAAAAGGUAAGACAACUGAGACAACAGAAGAAGGUGGCUAAGCAAAUGCAAGUUGAAGCAACCUUGAAGAAACAUGCGGAGAAAAGAAAAAUGCUUGAAGAAGUUAAAAAGUAUCGUAAAGGAAUGCGAAAAGAUCUUGACUUUUUGGAUGACAAGAAGAAAGCACAAGGUAAACUGCUAAGCGACAAAAUAAAUCAAAAGGCACAAUUCAAAGCAAAAAUGAAGGCCAAUAAAUAUGGUUACGGAGGUAAGAAACGUGGUAGUAAGUGGAACACAAAGAGCAGUUCGGCUGAUGUUUCUGAAUAUAAACGACCACAGAAACCGGGAGUAGGGAGAAUAGGAAAAGGUGGAAAGGGAAAGCAAAGAUUAGGCAAAAGUCGUAGAAUUCAGAUGAAAGCAAAGAGAUCAUAAAAGGAUCUUAAUGAUUAUGGUAAGCUUGAUUUUUUUAUAUGAAUGUACAUAUAAACUGAACGUACUAAAAUUAACAGAAAUACUGGAUUCUUGAAUAAAUAAUUUAUACAAGAUUUUAUAUGA